This is a messenger RNA of Adineta steineri, 1494 nucleotides long. NCBI's taxonomy places the organism in Eukaryota, Metazoa, Rotifera, Eurotatoria, Adinetida, Adinetidae. The record is from the annotation of a GenBank genome assembly.
AUGUCGAAUGAAUGUAAUGGAACAGAACCAAAUUCUGAAGAUGAGCAAAUAAAUGAAUCUUAUAAUAAAAAUCCAACAUUCCGAAUUUGUUGCAUUGGUGCUGGUUAUGUUGGUGGUCCAACAUGUGCCAUAAUAGCUAGUAAAUGUCCACAUAUACAAGUAACUGUUGUUGAUGUAAGCGUUGAUAGAAUUGCAGCUUGGAAUUCAGAUAAUUUACCUUUAUUUGAACCUGGACUUGAUGAAAUGGUUAAAAGUAUUCGUAAUCGUAAUUUAUUUUUUUCAACUGAUGUUAAAAAAGCAAUCCAAGAAGCUGAUUUAAUCUUUAUUAGUGUUAAUACACCAACUAAAUCCUAUGGUUUUGGUAAUGGUCGAGCACCUGAUUUACGUUAUGUUGAAGAAGCUGCUCGACAAAUAGCACAGAUAGCAACAAGUAAUAAAAUUGUUGUUGAAAAAUCUACAGUGCCGGUAAAAGCAGCUGAAUCAAUAAAGACAAUAUUAAAAACAAAUAAACAACCUGGAGUUUCUUAUCAAGUUCUUUCGAAUCCAGAAUUUUUAGCUGAAGGUUCAGCUAUUCAUGAUCUUUUAGCACCUGAUCGAGUUUUAAUUGGUGGUGAUGAAACAAUUGAUGGUUCAUUAGCAAUUAAAAAACUUUCAUGGAUUUAUGAACAUUGGGUACCAAAAGAAAAAAUCCUUACAACUAAUACAUGGUCAUCGGAAUUAUCUAAACUAGUAGCUAAUGCAUUUUUAGCUCAACGUAUUUCAAGUAUUAAUACGAUAUCAGCUGUUUGUGAAGCAACAGGUGCAUCUGUUAGUGAAGUAGCUAAAGCAGUUGGUUUAGAUUCACGUAUUGGAAAUAAAUUUUUGAAUGCUAGUAUUGGUUUUGGUGGUAGUUGUUUUCAAAAGGAUGUUUACAAUUUAAUUUAUCUAGCUGAAUCAUUAAAACUUGAACCAGUUGCUCAAUAUUGGUUACAAGUUAUUAAAAUCAAUGAUUGGCAACGUGAACGUUUUGCUCAGAUGAUUGUUCAAAACUUAUUUGGAAGUGUUAGUGGAAAAAAAAUAACUGUUUUUGGUUUUGCUUUUAAAAAGGAUACUGCUGAUACACGAGAAUCAUCAAGUAUUUAUGUAUGUCAAUAUUUAUUAGCUGAAGGUGCAUCAUUACUUAUCUAUGAUCCAAAAGUACCGGAACAAAGAAUUUUUCUUGAUUUAUGUGAACAAACUGGUAAAACGGAAGCUGAAUUAAGUGAACAUGUUCAAAUAGUUCAUAGUGCAUAUGAAGCGGCAAAAGAUUCUCAUGCACUUGUUAUUUGUACUGAAUGGGAUGAAUUUAAACAAUUGGAUUAUCAAUUGAUUUAUAGUACAAUGAAAAAACCAUCAUUUAUAUUUGAUGGUCGUCUUAUACUUGAUCAUGAUCAUUUAAUGAGUAUUGGUUUUAAUGUAUUUUGUAUUGGCAAGAAGCCACCAGUAAAUCAAUAUUUUAAUCAAAGCCCUCGAUAA